Messenger RNA from Neurospora hispaniola, 685 nucleotides. RefSeq lists its product as uncharacterized. NCBI's taxonomy places the organism in Eukaryota, Fungi, Ascomycota, Sordariomycetes, Sordariales, Sordariaceae. The transcript has a single exon. The record is from RefSeq and is a predicted model, not a curated record. The coding region runs from base 54 to 530 and encodes 158 amino acids.
UGUUGGAGUCCUGGACCUAACCCUGGAGCCCGCUGGAGUCGGGUGGUGGUCGCAUGUUCCACCAUUGCCCUUUCUGCUUUUUCCCUCGAAUGUCUACCCCGUCCCCGGCCCUCGUCGCUCUCUUUUUUUCCCACUCCCUCUUUUUUCAACCCACCUCGGUCGCCAUCGUCAGUCUCGUCUCUCACCGACAAGCCCUUCCUUUCCUGUCUCUCCCCCUGCCUUCAUUCUUUUGCUUUUCUACCUACCUAACCACAGUCGUUCACUUUGGAUCAAUAAUCAAUUCAGUCCAUUCCAUUAGGUCCCGUCACUCUUUCCGGGUCACUUACCUUCCUUUACGGUCUGAAUCCAGCAUCAUCAUCAACACCACCACCACCACCACAACACCAUCAUCAGCAUCACCGCCAUCACACACAUACCACACUCUCUCUGCCACUCACCCUGGCAACCCAAACACUGCUAGACACUUAGUACUUACUACUACUAUACUACUAUCACUACUAAUCCUCCUGUGCCCACCUACUGCGGCCUAGGACGACACAUUCAUUAUUACCACAGAAAAGAAACGACUUUCAUAUUGUCUUGCGACAUUCCUCCAUUUGUUGCCAUUUUGCAAUCUCGCGAUAGCUUAUACUCACGCACACGACUGCUAUACGCCUUCGACAUCACACCUCCACCACCUCAGCCU